GCCGGGCUGGGCUGCGCGCAAGAGCUCGACCGCCGCCCCUACCGGUUGCACCCCCUGGUUACACCAGGCCACACAGGCGGGCAGGCGCAGCCAUGACCACCGCCAUCCUGGAGCGCCUGAGCACCCUGUCGGUGAGCGGGCAGCAGCUGCGCCGGCUGCCCAAGAUCCUGGAGGACGGGCUGCCCAAGAUGCCCUGCACGGUCCCGGAGAGCGACGUGCCGCAGCUCUUCCGCGAGCCCUACAUCCACACCGGCUACCGGCCCACCGGGCACGAGUGGCGCUACUACUUCUUCAGCCUAUUUCAGAAACACAACGAGGUGGUCAACGUGUGGACCCACUUGCUGGCGGCCCUGGCCGUGCUCUUGCGCUUCUGGGCCUUCGCGGAGACCGAGGCCCUGCCGUGGGCUGCCCCGCACUCCCUGCCGCUGCUGCUCUUCAUCCUGUCCUCCAUCACGUACCUCACCUGCAGCCUGCUGGCCCACCUGCUGCAGUCCAAGUCCGAGCUCUCCCACUACACCUUCUACUUCGUGGACUAUGUCGGCGUGAGCGUGUACCAGUACGGCAGCGCCUUGGCCCACUUCUUCUACAGCUCCGACCAGGCCUGGUACGAGCGGUUCUGGCUUUUCUUCUUGCCAGCAGCUGCCUUCUGCGGCUGGUUGUCUUGUGCCGGCUGUUGCUAUGCCAAGUACCGUUACCGGAGGCCUUACCCAGUCAUGAGGAAGAUCUGCCAAGUGGUGCCCGCAGGGCUGGCUUUCGUUCUGGACAUCAGCCCUGUGGCACACCGCGUGGCUCUCUGCCACCUGGCUGGCUGCCAGGAGCAGGCAGCCUGGUACCACACCCUCCAGAUCCUCUUCUUUCUGGUCAGCGCUUACUUCUUCUCCUGCCCGGUGCCUGAGAAGUACUUCCCGGGUUCCUGUGACAUCGUGGGCCAUGGACACCAAAUCUUCCAUGCGUUUCUGUCCAUCUGCACGCUCUCCCAGCUGGAGGCCAUCCUCCUGGACUACCAGGCGCGGCGGGAGAUCUUCCUGCAGCGCCAUGGGCCCCUGUCUGUCUAUAUGGCCUGCCUCUCUUUCUUCUUCUUGGCAACCUGCAGUGCUGCCACUGCUGCCCUCCUGAGGCACAAAGUCAAGGCCAGACUGACCAAGAAGGAUUCCUGAAGCUGGCCAGUGGGGCAAGCUGUGCAGGCAGCCUGUGGUGAUUGGCAGAAAACUUGAUACAAUAGAAGUUGACUUUUUACCUUUAAGCGUUGGCUGUUAAGUUAAUAUGUAUUUCCAAGAUAUGCUAUACUGCAGUAUUUGAGAGCCAAAGGAUUCAGGAGUUUUGUUGUUAUCAAUAAAGGUUUUCCUCUCCCUUUUGGAGCAUAGUCCUACACAGCACAGGAAGGGAAGAGAUUUUGGUUGAGAUUCAAGGGACACUGAAUUAAGGAGAACCAUCUUUAUGCCUGAAAAUUUAGCAGAAUUCUAACUGUGGCCUCCAGGGGCAAGUCCUAGAGGCAAAUGGAUAAUAAAAUUGGACUGGAAAAUAAAUAGGUGGCACCCUAUUAGAAUGGCCAUCCUACCAUGCUGGUUUGGGGGAAAUGCAUUGAAUAAACUAACCCGAGGACCUAUUUCCUUUGGAUUUCGGAUUGUCCAGGGAGAAAAAUUCAGAAUCUUCAAGAUGAAUUGGUGAAACUCAUAGGCAUAAUGAAUUACUCAGCUCAUCUGAUUCCCAUCCCUCUUCUCUCAUCCACUAUAACAGUGACCUUUAUCUCAGAUGACUGUGUGCCUGGCCAUUUCCUCUGAAGUGCUGUUCAUGCCCAUCCCGACCUUGCAUGAUAAUAUAAAGGACCAGGAAGCAGUGUAGGAAGUGCUUGGAUUUGUGUGGACAUUCAGGAAGCUUAUUAUCAUAUAUUAACGUCAAUGGUACUAGAAAGUACAGUGCCAAGAGCCACCUGGAGGCCCAGCCAACAAGGAUGGAUGCUGUCUGAUGUCAUGGGACCCUUCUAUUUUAUACUUGUGGACUGCAGGUUACUUGAGAGCUAUAAGGGCUAGGAGAUCUGGAGAUUGCUCCAGGGAAUCAUCUCCAGAUUUUACUAGUGUGUUAAAAAGUCCUUAGUAGGAUGAACUGGUUCUCAGGGUCCCUCUAGAGAUCUAAUUAUUCAAGAGGAACCCAAGAUCCAGCCUCCUAUACAGAUGCUGCCUGAUGAAGGACCUGCAUAACUCUGCCCAUUCAGGCAGACACUUCUGCUUCAGCUUAGAGAAGAACGCUUCAAAAUAAUCAAGUCCAAGACAAGCAAGCAUGUGUGUUCACUGUGGAGUGGUCCCCAAUGUCUCCUUUGAGUGAGAAGGUGUGACCCAGGCACCCUGUAGCAGAAGUGCUCCGGACCCUGGCAGCCAGCAGCUUCUGUGGCAUAGGUGGUACUUGCAGUUGGUGUUUUCUGGCCACGCAGCCCU
This is a messenger RNA of Otolemur garnettii (small-eared galago), 2432 nucleotides long. It is a transcript of the gene PAQR8, whose product is annotated as progestin and adipoQ receptor family member 8. Lineage: Eukaryota; Metazoa; Chordata; Mammalia; Primates; Galagidae. Gene Ontology annotation, cellular component: plasma membrane. The record is from RefSeq and is a predicted model, not a curated record. Gene Ontology annotation, biological process: response to steroid hormone. The transcript has 2 exons. Gene Ontology annotation, molecular function: nuclear steroid receptor activity; steroid binding. Bases 93 to 1157 code for a protein of 354 amino acids.